CUAACGGCCCGGUAACGGCUGCUAACGGCCGGUGACGGCCGAGAGAGAGGGCACAAAAUGUCUGAGGUUAAGCAGAGGAAAAAAGGGGCUUCUUCCAAGACCAGUGAGGAUUCACAAAAGGCCAAGAAGGACAAUGAUCAUGGGAAGCUGGUAAAUCCCAAGACUAGCAAUAAUAGGAGUUCCUCUUGGGUAGACACACGGUCAGCCUUGAGCCUAAUUUCUCUUGUCAUUUGCCUGGUGCUGAGCUGGUUCCUUUUUCAACAGUCAAGUCAAUUUGCUGAUAUGGAGAAAAAGUACGUUUUUUUACAACAAGAAGCUGAAAAAUUCUUGGGCAUAGAAAAUAAAGUUAACUUAAUUUCAGAAAAGCUUGAGUCUUCUGAAAGUAUCCUACAAGAAGCUACCUCCCUCAAGUCUGUGGUGACUGGGUUUGAGCAAGAAAUAUCUUCUCUUCGUAACAUCAUAAAUGAUAUUCGGAACAGUGAACAAACUCUCUCUGAAAAGAUGCAGAGCGUUAAUGAGAAGUUGCAAAAUAUGACAGAUUCCUGGAGAAGCAGCGUGGAUGAAAUGACCGCAAAUACUACUGGAUUAAAAUCUGAAGCUAAGUUCAUACAUACAGAAGUGACUUCCCAAAUUAAUGAAGUUGAUCAAAGAAUUAAGUCCCUUUCUGAAAGAUUAAAAGAUUUGGAAGACAGUACAGCCAGAAAUAUUAGAACUGUAAAAAGGCAAGAAGAUGAUGAGUUCUCUAGAAUCGAGCAACAGUUGGAUUCGCAUGCAAAGACUGUUGAAAAACUAGAAGAAGAGCAGAACAGUUUGUUAGCCAAAGACACAAAACUGAAUCAGAAAUUUACAGACUAUGAACCCAAAAUUGAGGAGUGCAAGGCCCACCUGCCAACAAUAGAAAAUGCUAUUCACUCCAUUCUGCGGUUAUCAAGUGAAUUGUUGAGUAUGGAAAAAAAGAUAGAAGACUUGACAACCCAGCUAUCUACUGUGGAAAGUGAAAUGGUGAAGACUGUCGCCCACACUGGAGCUGUAGAAGGUCCUUGAAGGCACACAGCAUGAUAACAGCAUAUUGAAACUGCGGAGUAAGAGAGUGGUUUUGG
Nothoprocta perdicaria is the source of this 1100-nucleotide messenger RNA. RefSeq names its product inhibitor of nuclear factor kappa-B kinase-interacting protein-like. The record is from RefSeq and is a predicted model, not a curated record. The transcript has 4 exons. Bases 58 to 1044 code for a protein of 328 amino acids. NCBI's taxonomy places the organism in Eukaryota, Metazoa, Chordata, Aves, Tinamiformes, Tinamidae.